GUUAACUCUCACGCGCACACUCCCAAAGCCUUAAAUGUCUCUCACGCAAAACUUAUGAUAAGUUGGGAAUUGGAGCCAAACGCUGUCAUCAAUGGCGGGAAAAAGAAUCCCUAAAAUCUCCACUAUUUACACUCUUAAUAAAUGCUAACCAUAAUCACCUCCAGCUUCUUCAAAAUUCCAUUCAAACCCAACAAUUUAAACCCUAGAUUUGCGCUACUAUUCAAUUCUCCAAUGGCUUCUUCUACAAAAAUCACAGUAGAGUACGCGAAAUCCGGUCGAUCGGCAUGUAAGAAAUGCGACGAAAAGAUUCCGGCGAAAUCGGUGAGGCUUGGAUUAGUGUCGAAACAUCCUCAAGGUUUUGACCAAACGAAAUGGCAUCAUCUCGAUUGUUUUCCGUUUAGUUCUGAUUUUGUUUCCUCUGUGGAAAAUGUCACUGGAUUCUCAUUGCUCGAGAGCAAAGAUAAAGAAACAUUGGAGAAAUUGAUUAACAAAGAGAUUCCAGCUUUGCAGAAGGUUUCCGAUGCCGACUCAGACAAGAUUGACAGAAAACAAAAGGAGACUUGUGCACAGGAAGACUCGGAGCACGAACUAAGCAAGCAAAAGAGACUAAAGCUGUCUGCCACUGAAGAGGAACCUGUGUUGGAGAUAGCCUUCUCGAUUUGUGAUGCAACGGACACGUAUAAGGAUGCUACAUUAUUACCAAAAUGGAGGGCGUUUCAGACGCUUAUAUAUCUUGAGCAGGAUGAGGGGCUUCAUGCUUCAAGUAAAAUUGCUGCCUUUGAUUUUGAUGGUUGUCUUGCAAAUACAUCUGUGAGAAGAGUUGGUGCAGAUGCGUGGUCUCUGAUGUAUCCUUCAAUCCCAGCGAAGCUGCAGAGCUUGUACUUUGAUGGCUAUAAGCUAGUGAUUUUUACUAAUGAAUCCAACAUUGAGCGCUGGAAGAAAAGUAGGCAGGCAGCUGUAGACUCAAAAAUUGGACGACUUGAACAAUUUAUUAAAGUUGUUGGUGUUCCAAUUCAGGUCUUCAUUGCUUGUGGCUUGAGUCAGAUCAAGCCAGAAGAUCCCUUUCGCAAGCCUAAGACCGGGAUGUGGAAUAUUAUGAAACAACAGUUCAAUUCUGGUGUUCCCAUAGACAUGGAUGAAUCUUUCUUUGUCGGUGAUGCUGCUGGCAGAAAAGGCGACCACAGUGAUGCUGAUAUUAGAUUUGCACAGGCCAUUGGAUUAAAAUUUUAUGUACCGGAGGAAAUCUUUGGGAAGGAAAAUUGACAAUGAGCCUUUUGUUGUGUAACAUCUACUGCAGUGGAAAGAAACAAUCUGAGCUGUAGUAGAGAACAUGCGUAGAAUUCUUUACCCUGCAAAGGGGUUGACAAUUGUGUAAAUAACUCUGUAUUAUCUACCUUUGAUUGCUCUGCAGGAGUAAGAUUCUUCUCAACUUAAAUUAUCUUCUAUUUUCUGCAAUCCAA
This is a messenger RNA of Capsicum annuum, 1460 nucleotides long. Its product is annotated as polynucleotide 3'-phosphatase ZDP. Lineage: Eukaryota; Viridiplantae; Streptophyta; Magnoliopsida; Solanales; Solanaceae. Gene Ontology annotation, biological process: DNA repair. Bases 142 to 1263 code for a protein of 373 amino acids. Gene Ontology annotation, molecular function: double-stranded DNA binding; ATP-dependent polydeoxyribonucleotide 5'-hydroxyl-kinase activity; polynucleotide 3'-phosphatase activity. The transcript has 12 exons. The record is from RefSeq and is a predicted model, not a curated record.